CUAGUGAUAAUACUUAGAAUAGCAAAACUUCAAAAAAAGAGAGAGAGAGAGAGAAAGAGGGAUGGCAUCUUCUUGUAGCGAGAGUGAGAGAGUGGAGCAAGUGAUAAGCGAGUUGAGCCGGGGCAGGGAUAUAGCGGACCGGAUCCGGGUCAUGCUCCGGCAGACCGGGUCGGGUGGUUCGGUGCAGAUCCUUGUGAGGCAGCUCUUAGACACCUUCAAUCACUCCCUCACCAUGCUCACUCACGCCGCCGCCGACUCCGGUGAGGUUUCGCAGGCUGCCAAAUCGGAAGAUAGUUGCAAGCCGCGGCCGCCCAAGGAUCGCCGCGGAUGCUACAAGAGAAAGAGAAGUUCAGAGACAACAAUAAAAAUGAGCUCGGAUUUGUGUGAGGAUGGGCAUGCAUGGAGGAAAUACGGGCAAAAGGCCAUCCUUAACGCCAAACAUCCAAGAAGCUACUUUAGAUGCACUCACAAAUUCGACCAAGGAUGCCAAGCAUCUAAACAAGUCCAACAAAUUCAAGACGAUCCACCUUUGUAUCGGACGACGUACAACGGUCAGCACACGUGUGAAAAAUCGCCGCUGAAUCAUCAUCACAUCCUUCCCACGCCACCCGAUUCUUCUAUCAUCUGGAGCUUCAAUCGGCCUGCGGAUUCGGUCAAGCAAGAAGAAGUUCAAAUAAAAUCACCACCGGAGGACGACUACAUGUCACCUUUCCUUGAUUUGUCCGGAGAUGUGUACUCUUGCACUGCAAGCACUCAUAGCAUUGAGGAUGUUGUGGGCUCCAUUGAAGAUUUUUUUGAAUUUCAACCCUUGAGUUGAAUCUGUCUAUCUCAAUUUUCUAGAUUUGGAAUAAUUUAGAAUUAGUUGAGAUCAUGCUAGCUAGGCUACUCAUGUUCUACUUAUUUACAAUUUUAGUGUAUGUAAAUAUAUAACCUACUACUUUAGACUGUGUAUUUCGAUAGAGCAUCCAUGUAGCACAUAGCUAGACACAAGAUCUUUACAUAUUAUGAAACUUUUCAAGUUCUACA
Molecule: messenger RNA, 1026 nt
Organism: Salvia hispanica
Lineage: Eukaryota; Viridiplantae; Streptophyta; Magnoliopsida; Lamiales; Lamiaceae
Product: putative WRKY transcription factor 70
Biological process (GO): regulation of DNA-templated transcription
Molecular function (GO): DNA-binding transcription factor activity; sequence-specific DNA binding
Source: RefSeq, a predicted model, not a curated record